Molecule: messenger RNA, 852 nt
Organism: Penicillium verrucosum
Lineage: Eukaryota; Fungi; Ascomycota; Eurotiomycetes; Eurotiales; Aspergillaceae
Product: Zinc finger C2H2
Exons: 3
Coding region: 1-852 (283 amino acids)
Source: RefSeq, a predicted model, not a curated record
AUGGUGUCGACGUGUUACACGACGCAGAGGACACACAUCUUUCAAGAGCCGCUGUACAGUUUUCCAGCCCCGGUGACCGCACAUCGGGGCCUUGAGGAGAUGUCCAGCUGUAGGACGAGUAUUGUGUCCAUUCUGAAUAACGAUGAUAACCCAUCUUUUGCGGUCCGCUCCGCUGCCCGAUUUACUCGGACUCACACAUCCCCAUCACAUUAUCCACAUUCAGAGCGACUACUACCCCCGCCCGCCAGCGACCCGCAGUACACCCGUCCCCCAGCUUCAUCCGAAUCGCCAGCAACAUCACCACGAGGGACGAGGCAUCAUUCAGACGCGUUGACCGAACCCGUCCAGCCCGUUUCACCUGGGUCAUCCGACGGCUCCGCUCACGACUACUUCACCAGUCAACGAUCAGCUUAUCACCCGUAUGCCCGGCAGGAUCCGCGACGGGAACCAUACCAAUUCCCAGCCUGUGGGCCAGCAGCUCCCCGAACGUCGCCUGAGACUCGUUCGAGCACAUCCGAAACGGCGUCUUCUCAGACCGGGGGACGCGCGGCACGGGUCGAAAGAACAAGUACCCGUGUCCCUAUGCCGCGAGUCAUGGGUGUUCUUCAACGUUUACGACUUCGGGCCAUGCGGCGCGUCACGGCAAAAAGCACACUGGCGAAAAGACACAUUCGGACUCACCGCACGCACUCGGACGAGAUGCGCUCUACUUUAGAACCAGAGACUGAUGCUCGGUGGGCGAUGGCUCGUCCCGGCUCGGCAUACGCCUCGGCUUCCCACCAGCGCAACAUCAGUCAGCCCAUGGAGGAAGUUGUUCAGUCUCUCCCAGGGACUGCUCCGCCAGCACCCUAA